Messenger RNA from Drosophila teissieri, 1561 nucleotides. It is a transcript of the gene Jheh3, whose product is annotated as juvenile hormone epoxide hydrolase 1. NCBI's taxonomy places the organism in Eukaryota, Metazoa, Arthropoda, Insecta, Diptera, Drosophilidae. Gene Ontology annotation, biological process: epoxide metabolic process. The coding region runs from base 137 to 1543 and encodes 468 amino acids. Gene Ontology annotation, molecular function: epoxide hydrolase activity. The record is from RefSeq and is a predicted model, not a curated record. The transcript has 3 exons.
CUUUCUGGGUGUACGGUCGUCUUUGUUCCAGAUUCAAAUUCGGAUUUGGAAUAUCUAACCAUUAUCUCUUUUGAGAGGUACGAGGUGGCUCAUUUGAAUUCAUAACGAGUGGGAGCUAAUUGCGCCUGUGGCCAGAAUGAAGUGCCUGAUAGUGUUUGGGCUGAUUGUGGCCCUGUUCGGUGCCUUCGUGGGCUAUGGCUACGUGGUGUUCACGGAUCUGACCAAGCCCCUGCCCAAGCCGGAGUUCAAGGACGACACCUACUGGGGUCCUGGCGAUGCCAAGGACUUUGUGCCCGACGAGAAGAUCUACGAGUUCAAGCUGCAGGUGCCCCCAUCGGAGAUCGAUGAUCUGCGAAAGGAGCUCAACCGCACGCUGAGACUCACCGAACCGCUGGAAGGGAUCGCCUUUGAGUACGGAUUCAACACCUACGCGCUGGAGCAGUUUGUGGACUACUGGCGGGACAAGUACCUGACCAAGUGGGAUGAGCGCCAGGAGCUGUUCAACUCCUUCAAGCAGUACAAGACCGAAAUUCAGGGUUUGAACAUUCACUACAUUCACGAGAAGGUAUCGGAGGACGCCCAGGAAACGAAACACGUGUAUCCUCUGCUCCUGCUGCACGGCUGGCCAGGAUCAGUGCGCGAGUUCUUCGACUUUAUACCCAUGCUCACCAAGCACUCAAACAUCACGGAUUACGCUUUUGAGGUCGUGGCACCUUCCCUGGUGGGCUACGGAUGGUCUGAUGCUGCAACUCGUCCCGGUUUCAAUGCCGCUGAAAUGGCCACGGUGAUGCGCAACCUGAUGCUGCGUCUGGGCCACAAGAAGUUCUUCAUCCAAGGCGGAGAUUGGGGCAGCAUCAUUGGCAGCAACUUGGCCACCCUGUAUCCGGAGAACGUGAUCGGUUACCACUCGAACAUGUGCGUCCUGCACUCGCCACUGGCUAUUCUCAAGGGAAUCUACGGCAGCUUCUACCCGGAGAAGUAUCUGCCCAACAGAUUCUUUGUGGACCAUCACUUCCCCGUGUGGGACAAAUGGCUGGAGCUGCUGCAGGAGAGCGGCUACUUCCACAUCCAGGCCACCAAGCCAGAUACGAUUGGAGCGGCUCUGACCUCCAGUCCCGUGGGCUUGGCCGCCUAUAUCCUCGAGAAGUUCCAGACCUGCACGAAUCCUGGCCUGCAGCAGGACUUUGGCGCCAUAGUGACGGUCUUCGGCUUGGAGACUGUGCUGGACAACCUGAUGGUCUACUACCUGACCAACUCGGCCACCACGGCGGCUCGUUUCUAUCUGGAGAACGUGUCCAAGGCGUACAGGGAUCUCCAGCUGGAUCGGGUGCAGUCCCCGGUUCCCAUGGGCUGUGCCCGCUUCCGAUUCGAUCUGCCCUCGGUCACCGACUGGCAGCUGAGGGACAAGUUCCCCAACCUGACCCACUCGAUGUACUUCCAGCAGGGCAGCCACUUUGCCGCGCUGGAGAUGCCGGCCAUGUUGUUCAAUGACUUUACCGCCUUUGUGGCAAAGAUUGGCCUCCACGGUGAGGUGAGGAAAUAAAUUGUUUUACUAUACUUA